Pangasianodon hypophthalmus (striped catfish) is the source of this 2959-nucleotide messenger RNA. It is a transcript of the gene adoa, whose product is annotated as 2-aminoethanethiol (cysteamine) dioxygenase a. Gene Ontology annotation, molecular function: oxidoreductase activity, acting on single donors with incorporation of molecular oxygen, incorporation of two atoms of oxygen. Lineage: Eukaryota; Metazoa; Chordata; Actinopteri; Siluriformes; Pangasiidae. Bases 280 to 1035 code for a protein of 251 amino acids. Gene Ontology annotation, cellular component: mitochondrion. The record is from RefSeq and is a predicted model, not a curated record. The transcript has a single exon.
CGUGAACUAGCCUACUGGUAGACCUGAGGAGAGAUGGGGAAGGAACCGCUGUGCAGAUCUUCAACCAUAAAUUAAAGCAAUAAAUAAUUACACCUUCUUUUUUAAAUGCUAACUUCGUGACCUACAGUGUUUGCUGCGGAUGUCGGGAAUGUCAUGGUAUUGCACGAGGCAACAUCUGGACGCUAAUUUUGGCUAGCCAGCUGUUUUGGUUUUUGGGCGUUAAAAGAAAAAAGAAAGAAAGAAACAUCCUGGGUUUUAUUGUGUGUCGCAAAGCGAAAAAUGCCACGGAACAGCAGCAAGCCUUCACUCAUCCAGAAAAUCGCAACCCAAGCGCAGGUUACGUUUAAAAACUGCGACGACGGCAAAGAUUUGCUGGCCAACUUGGCGGAACUGAGCGCGCUGCUGAGCGACAUCAGGGCCGCAGACCUCAACAUCGCGCCGCCGAAGAGGAAGGGCUCAGGCUCGGGGACGCGGGCGCGCCGCAGAGCUCCAGUCACCUACAUGCACAUCUGCGAGACGCGGGCGUUCAGCAUGGGCGUGUUCGCGCUGCGGAGCGGCGUCUCCAUCCCUCUGCAUGACCACCCGGGAAUGAACGGCAUGCUCAAGGUGCUCUACGGCAAGGUCCGAAUCCGCUGCUUCGACAAGCUAGACGGGGCCCCUGACCCAGAUCCUGACCCUGGUACCGUGUCCGGGGCUGGCAGUGAGACUGUGCAGAAGGACGCGGUGUGCCUGGCCGCGCUGCGCUCCAGCGGUGAGUUCACGCAGCAGAGCGCGCCGUGCGUGCUGAGCCCCCUCAGGGACAACCUGCACCAGAUCGACGCGCUCGACGGACCCGCCGCCUUCCUGGACAUCCUGGCACCACCGUACGACCCGGAUGACGGCAGGGACUGUCACUACUACCGAGUGUUACGCACGGCCAGCAAGAACGGAGACGAUAAACAGGGCGAAGAGACCGCCUGGCUUUUAGAGAUCCCCCAACCGGAGGAGUUCUGGUGCGGGGGCGAGCCUUACCCUGGCCCUAAAGUUACCGUGUAGGAACGCCUUACUGAACUGUUGGGCGUAUGUACUGUCUGGCAUGAGAGAUGAAGGCUAAUUUGUCAAAGUUACAGAAGGUUUAUAGUAAAUGAAGAACUGUGAUUGGGAUAGAAAUAGUGCAAACAAUCAGACAACCCAGUGACAUUGGAUCCUUGAUGCACAAAAUAUGCUUUCAGAAAAAAAGAGUACUAAACUGUACCUUUCCUUCUCACUGGCAUGAUACACUCACCUUCAUUAUACCAUUAGUAUGUAUUCCUCUAGUAUGAAACUUACCUAGACAGGUGCAUGUAGUGUAUCUUUAAAACCUCGCUCUAAAAACUAAUUGUGGUCCAUUUAAAUCAUUUUUAAAGGUGUAAAAGUGAAAGGUACAAAAUAUACCCCCUGGAGCUUAACACCUGAGCGACAGGGAACGGUACAGCUUAGUACGACUUUCUUCUACAGAGUGUACCAUUGUUGCGUAGAGUUGGGCGAAGUGGCAAAUAUGUAUUUGAUAUCUCCUAUCCUGGUAUUUAAUGUUGCUGUGACUUUUUCACAAGUUCAAAACAAACAACACAGUGAACAGUAUUAACAGCAUUGAACAAUUUAAAUAAGGGACAAUUUAAUAAUUGUUCAUGUGACAUAACAUCUUAUUAAUUCAGUUAUAACUGUGACAGUGAAACACUACCGGUUGUUGUUUACAGAAUCGAUAAUCUGUUUAAAUCCUUUUUUUUUUUUUUUUAAAUGAAAUGUGCACUUUGUCAGUGUUUUAAACUUUAGACAAAAAGCCAGUAUUUUCUGGGAAAAAAAAUCCUUUAUCCUGAUACAGUAAUUAAUUAAGCACAUAUCCUUCACCCCUCAUAUUGUCAUUGAAUCGCUACAUAUUACAAUUGCAAUGCACUUUUUAACAUUUAUGACAUGGUUAAAGCAUUCAUUAGUAAUUCAUAGAAAUUCAAAUGAGUGAAGGGCGAUAUGGUUGCAUGUCAUUUAACUUCACAUUAAAUUUUUUUAAAGAUAUAAACACUAACUAAACCCUAACCUCAACCUUUGCAUCUUAUCAUACUACUUGAAUGAGAUCCUGUUGACUAAAAACUGGCAGAAAGGCAUUUUGACCAAAGUUAUUUAUGUUUGUGGGACAGACACUUAUCCGGUGUUUCCGUGUUCAGUCAGAGCGCACACCAACACAUUUAACCUUCUGUAAUAGUAUUAAAAAAGGUCAGUAUACUGUCAAUAAGGUACCAAAUUGUAGUUUUCAUUGUCGCUGGUGUUGUCCCAUAAAGGGUACAUCUUUGUACCUUUACUGUGUGUCUUUCACCUGGGAACUUCCAUGUGGUGUGCCUUUAAUUAGCUUUUACAUUAAAAGUGGUCAUUAACAUCCAGUUAUGUAUCUUAAAAUAUUUUAAAGGUAUAAAGAUGAAAAAAAAAAAACUUUAUUUCUGAGAAGGUUCUAGUACAGAGGUGUAUUUCUAAGCAUCUGCCCAGUGUUUCUCAGUCCUGUGUCCCUACAAUGCUCAAUUUAUUUUAUUUUUCAUGCUCUGACAUCUGUAUGAACGUGUUAGUAAGACGAAUAUUUGAGUCAGGUGUAUCAGAGCAGGAAAAAAUCCUAAACUGUGACAUGUACCAAGAUUUACUGUGUUUCUAAGAACAAUUUGCUCCCAUCUAUACAGUACAUUCCUGAUAAUAUUCAAAUAAUCUCAGUGACCCGUGAGUUAGUAACAUUUUCUAUAUAAUAUUGACAUUUUACCUUUAAAACAUCUGUGGCCUUUCUGAUAAAAUAUUGAAUGUAGUCUUGCCUUAAAAGCGUAUGCUCUUCUAAGUUCACACUACAUAUGUAGCUUCUGUUAAUUACUUGUACUAUAUUUAUUUAAGUUUGUACAAUCUGUUAUGUGUAUUCUUGAUUAUGGAUUAUAUUCUGAUUUUAAAACACAAUUAAAAUGUUUAUAAGACA